Aricia agestis (brown argus) is the source of this 1079-nucleotide messenger RNA. RefSeq lists its product as uncharacterized. Gene Ontology annotation, biological process: regulation of transcription by RNA polymerase II. The record is from RefSeq and is a predicted model, not a curated record. NCBI's taxonomy places the organism in Eukaryota, Metazoa, Arthropoda, Insecta, Lepidoptera, Lycaenidae. The coding region runs from base 96 to 1055 and encodes 319 amino acids. Gene Ontology annotation, molecular function: DNA binding. Gene Ontology annotation, cellular component: transcription regulator complex; nucleus. The transcript has 3 exons.
GAGAGAACCAUUCAUAAACAUAGCCCGUCCUUGUCGCUCCUACGUUAUAAUCGUCAAUACGUCUCCUUUACCCCGAAUUUAGUGCGUCGCGAAACAUGUCGCAGGCGGGCGAUUCCGAUCCGCUCGAGCCAAAUUACGAGCUGUUAAAAAGUAAAAUGGGGAGUCAGAUGCUCCUCCACAGCGGCCACGCGUACUACAUGCACAGAAAUAACCAAAACUCCAGUAUGUGGACGUGCAUCAACAGGAAGAAGUUAAAAUGCAGGGGCUCGGUGAAGCUGAGCGACGAGAAUGAUCUAGUUAGCGUCAAACAUCAGCAUACCUCGCAGUGCGAGCCCGACCAUCGUAAACUCGAGGUUCGAAAAGCUCUUCGCGAGUUAUGCGAGGCAGUAGGUACUACCAGCGACCCUAUAAGGAGGCUCUACGAGCUGAAGAUGGCGGAACUGAGGGAGAAAGGGCUAGGGUCCAUGGUACCGAAGUUCGAUUCCGUGAAUUCGAUGUUGUACAGAGCAAGGAACCGAGCAAGAGAUGUAAAGACUGACGUCACAAGUCGGGGUGAAGAGAGCACGACUGAGAAUCACGUAAACAGCCAAGAAUGUCAAGGUCAAGAUGAUCUAGGCCAGGACAGUAAAUCUUUCUCAGCAGUCAAGCUGAGACAUAGGAGUCCAGUUUUUAUUUUUCGUGGAUCGCCCGGUGCCGGUGCUAAAAUUGAUCCCGAAGGUGAGAACGAGACGCUGGACGCCGAACCCCUGUCGGAGCCCGAGCCGAAGCCCAAGGCUAAGAAGACCAAGAAGAAAAAGAAGAGGAGGCGGCGAUCUGACAGUUCGGAAACCCAGCAGAGGGACGAGGAGCCUUCAGAAUCACCAGGUGGUUCCAGCGACAGCGACCGUCUGUUCCUGCUGUCCUUCCUGCCGGAGAUGCAGCGCCUGCCGCCCCACAUCAAGAUGUGGGCUCGAACCCGCAUCGCCAACGUCAUGCAGGAAGCCGUCUCCUACCACUACGACAACCAGCCCCUCCCAGAUACUGACAUCAAGCACGCCAACGUGAAUACUGAAUAGGUGUUAUUAAAUAAUUUUAUUAUA